Messenger RNA from Carcharodon carcharias (great white shark), 4373 nucleotides. It is a transcript of the gene slc12a4, whose product is annotated as solute carrier family 12 member 4. The coding region runs from base 78 to 3356 and encodes 1092 amino acids. Gene Ontology annotation, cellular component: membrane. Gene Ontology annotation, biological process: chloride transmembrane transport; potassium ion import across plasma membrane; potassium ion homeostasis. Lineage: Eukaryota; Metazoa; Chordata; Chondrichthyes; Lamniformes; Lamnidae. The transcript is spliced from 24 exons. The record is from RefSeq and is a predicted model, not a curated record. Gene Ontology annotation, molecular function: potassium:chloride symporter activity.
UUGGUAUGCAGUCUGAGCAAAGGAGUCCUUUCUGUUCAGCUUGGUAAAAAGAGCAGGGACAGACUGGGCUGUGAAAAAUGCAUCACUUUACUGUAGUCCCAGUAAAAGACCAACACCAAUCGGAUUAUGAUAGCUUGGAAGGAGUGACCUGGGUUGAUUACAGAGAGGCUGGGCAUUGUUCAGGAGACCCAAAUGAUACAGUAAGCUCUGACGGUCAUGGAAAUCACAAAGAAGACAGUCCUUUCCUAAACAAAACUGACACUUUAAAAGGAAAUGAAUACUAUGACAGAAAUUUGGCCUUAUUUGAGGAAGAACUGGACAUUCGACCAAAGGUGUCAUCUCUCCUUAGCAGAUUGGCUAAUUACACAAACAUCACUCAAGGAGCAAAGGAACAUGAGGAAGCGGAAAGUGCAGAAAUUUCCAGGAAAAGACCACCCAAGUCUCCCAGUAUGGGAACCCUGAUGGGAGUGUACUUACCCUGCCUACAGAAUAUCUUUGGAGUGAUUCUUUUUCUACGUUUGACGUGGCUUGUUGGAAUUGCAGGGGUCUUGCAGUCUUUCUGUAUGGUCUUCAUGUGUUGCUGCUGCACAAUGUUGACAGCCAUAUCAAUGAGUGCUAUAGCAACAAAUGGAGUUGUACCAGCUGGAGGCUCUUACUUCAUGAUCUCAAGGUCCCUUGGUCCAGAGUUUGGGGGUGCUGUGGGCCUAUGUUUUUAUCUUGGAACGACUUUUGCUGGAGCUAUGUAUAUACUUGGUGCCAUUGAAAUUCUACUGGCCUACAUUGUUCCUGCAGCAGCUAUAUUUACCGCAUAUGAACCACAUGAAGAAACCAGUGCUAUGCUUAACAGUAUGAGAAUCUAUGGGACAAUUUUCCUCACUUUGAUGUGUCUGGUUGUUUUCAUAGGCGUCAAAUAUGUUAAUAAGUUUGCCUCUUUAUUUUUGGUCUGUGUGAUACUAUCCAUCUUUUCCAUUUAUGUGGGUGUUAUCAAAUCAGCCGUUCAUCCUCCAGAAUUUAAGAUAUGCAUGUUAGGAAAUCGAACUCUCUCCAGAAAACUGUUUGAUGUUUGUGCCAAAACCACAGUUGAAAACAAUUUGACAGUGACAACCAAAUUGUGGGACCUGUUCUGCAGCUCUAAAAAUCAAACAGAAACUUGUGAUGAGUACUUUGUUCAAAAUAAUGUCACAGAAAUCCAAGGAAUUCCAGGUGUAGCAAGUGGCAUAAUAAAAGAGAAUCUAUGGAGCAACUACAUGGCCAAAGGGGAGAUACUCCAAAAGCGUUCUUUACCAUCUGUUGAAGCUUCUGGAUCAAAAAGAAAUCUGCCUGUCUAUGUUUUUGCAGACAUAACUACCACCUUUACAAUUUUGGUUGGCAUUUUCUUCCCUUCAGUAACUGGUAUCAUGGCUGGUUCUAAUAGAUCAGGAGACCUGAAGGAUGCACAAAAGUCAAUUCCCAUUGGUACGAUCAUGGCUAUUGCUACAACUUCAUUAAUUUACUUGAGUAGUGUGGUGUUAUUUGGAGCCUGUAUUGAAGAUGUUGUACUUAGAGAUAAGUAUGGUGAUGCCCUGAAUAAUAAUCUAGUUGUUGGAACUCUGGCCUGGCCUUCUCCUUGGGUUAUUGUGAUAGGUUCCUUUUUCUCUACAUGUGGAGCUGGGUUACAGAGCUUAACUGGGGCUCCACGCUUGUUGCAAGCCAUAGCUAAAGACAAUAUCAUCCCUUUCCUACGGGUGUUUGGCAAUGGAAAAGUCAAUGGUGAGCCGACCUGGGCCCUGCUUUUAACAGCUAUUAUAGCUGAACUUGGAAUUCUGAUAGCUUCUCUUGAUAUGGUGGCUCCCAUUCUCUCAAUGUUUUUCUUAAUGUGCUAUUUGUUUGUAAACUUGGCUUGUGCGGUGCAAACACUUCUACGAACUCCCAACUGGCGUCCAAGAUUUAAAUACUAUCACUGGGCUUUGUCAUUUUUAGGUAUGAGCAUGUGCAUUGCCCUUAUGUUCAUUUCUUCAUGGUAUUAUGCUCUUGUGGCAAUGGUAAUUGCAGGAAUGAUAUACAAAUACAUUGAAUACCAAGGUGCAGAGAAGGAAUGGGGUGAUGGUAUUCGGGGCCUGUCCUUAAGUGCAGCUCGUUAUGCAUUGCUGAGAUUGGAAGAAGGUCCACCUCACACGAAGAACUGGAGGCCUCAAUUAUUAGUUAUGCUGAAACUAGAUGAAGACCUGCACGUGAAGCAUCCCAGAUUGCUAACAUUUGCCUCUCAGUUAAAAGCUGGCAAAGGUCUUACAAUUGUUGGCUCUGUUAUCCAAGGAAAUUUCUUGGAAAAUUAUGGAGAAGCACAAGCCGCUGAACAAACAAUCAAAAAUAUGAUGGCAAUUGAAAAGGUCAAAGGAUUUUGCCAGAUUGUAGUUUCUUCAAAGGUGCGAGAGGGUAUAGCACAUUUAAUUCAAUCAUGUGGACUCGGUGGAAUGAAGCAUAAUUCGGUUGUUAUGGGUUGGCCUUACGGCUGGAGACAGAGUGAAGAUCCCAGGGCUUGGAAAACAUUUAUAGAUACUGUGAGAGUCACUACAGCUGGUCACCUAGCCCUAUUGGUGCCAAAAAAUGUUUCUUUUUACCCAAGUAACCAUGAACGCUUUACUGAAGGCCACAUUGAUGUUUGGUGGAUUGUGCACGAUGGAGGCAUGUUGAUGCUGCUUCCAUUUCUUCUUCGGCAGCACAAGGUCUGGAAAAAAUGCAAGAUGCGAAUUUUCACUGUAGCCCAAAUGGAUGACAACAGUAUUCAAAUGAAAAAGGAUCUCGCAACUUUUCUUUAUCACUUGCGCAUUGAAGCAGAAGUUGAAGUUGUUGAAAUGCAUGGUAGUGAUAUUUCAGCUUAUACAUAUGAACGGACUCUCAUGAUGGAGCAACGGUCACAGAUGUUAAGACAAAUGAGGCUAUCCAAGACUGAGAGAGAAAGAGAGGCCCAAUUAGUAAAAGACAGGAAUUCAAUAAUUUAUCCAGGAAAUGUGUACUCAGAUGAAGAGGAAGAGGUACAUGUCUACCCUGACAAAAUACAGAUGACAUGGACAAAGGAAAAAUGUGAAUCUGAAAGAAACCGCAAUAGAGCCACCACCCCGAACAGUUUCCGAGAAUUAAUCAGUAUUAAACCGGACCAGUCCAAUGUAAGGAGAAUGCACACAGCAGUUAAGCUGAAUGAAGUCAUUGUAAAUAGGUCCCAUGAUGCCAAACUGGUUUUGCUAAACAUGCCUGGACCACCAAAAAACCAAGAUGGAGACGAAAACUAUAUGGAAUUUCUGGAAGUACUUACAGAAGGUCUGGAGAGGGUACUGCUAGUACGAGGUGGUGGUUGUGAAGUCAUCACUAUUUACUCAUGAACAUGACUACAUUCUAAAGACCUAUGUGAUGGAAACCUGACCGCAGAAGACAUUCCAAACAUUCAUGUCCUAAUAAGCACUCCUUUGGUUGGUCAAUCUUUCAGACAAAGAUUCCCAUGGCUCAUCUUCCAAGCCCAGUGUUGCUUCAGGCAUUAAGUGCAUUCCAAUUAAAUGCAAUUACCUUUGAAAGUCCAGCACAUCGCAGUAUAACCAAGCAAUAUUAAGAUGUGAUAGUUCUUACAAAUGUGAAGGUAGAAGAAAGAUUAAAUUAAAAAUAUACUAUUCUAUACCUGUGCUGAGAAUAAGCUUGGAUUUUGGGCUUGGAAUCCAUGUCUGGAGAAUCAGUACUGAGCUUUGCACUGCUUUUUUGGUCAGUUAUUGAGAUGAGCUGCUAUGGCACUUGAUUGUAAUGCAGCCUUAUAUUAUUGUAUGUAAGGACACAGCUGGCAGAGUCACAAAUUGGAGUUCUGUCUCCAACACUAUAUCCCCUGCUUUGCAGAAUAUGGAUUUUAAGAUACUUUGGCAAGUUUGACUGUUAACGGAUAGCUUUUAACAGUGUUUUUCACAGUAGACACUAAUUAUGAAAAUAGUGGGAUCCAAACUGUCUCGCUGUAUCUUCCAAGGUUUCUGAUUGUGUAAUUGGCAAAAAAACUAUUUAUUUUAGUAUUUAUUUUUUCCAUGUUGUCCAGAAUAAAAAGCACUAUAUGGCUUUUCUUAUAGUAUUACUGAAAAUAAUUAGGACCAUUAGUCGGUGGACCACCAUUUUUAAAUAAAUGUGCUGCAGUCUCAUAUGCAGUGUCUGACAUUGGUGCCCCAGUGAUGGUAAGCUUGUAAUGGCACAGGAAAAGGAGCUGCUAUGUGUUCAAUUGAACAUUUUUUUGCAAAACAAUUGUCAGCCGUUAAAUUAUUCUACUAGUUUGGAGCUUUCCCUUUACCAUAAUGUGCUUUUGUUUACCAUUUUAAAAGUCAAACACAAUGUUAUUUUUCUCAAUAAAGCACUGUAUAAGGUUUCUCAAA